This is a messenger RNA of Paramecium pentaurelia, 1607 nucleotides long. The record is from the annotation of a GenBank genome assembly. NCBI's taxonomy places the organism in Eukaryota, Ciliophora, Oligohymenophorea, Peniculida, Parameciidae.
CAUGGAGAAGUAAUUAUUCAAUAAAUACAUCUAAAUAGUCCAUAAGAUUAAUAGUUAAUGAUCUAGGAAUUUAUCAUCAAUUAAGUAACUUCAAUCAUUCAAAGUGACCUCUCAGUAUACUAGAAAUGUAAUUCAAUAAUCACUCAGUAACUAAUAUUAUAUAAAAUUAGUGAAUAUUCAGCUUGGAUCUAUUAUGAAUUAAUCUCCACAAUCACUUUGAAUAGUAAUAUUUUUAAUAGAAAUCCAACUCCAUAGUAUUUAUAUAAUAAAUAUUAGACUUCUAUUUUAAUGUUCAGAAUUAUUUGAAAAUGCUAAUUAAGAAUUCAUUGAUUACUUAUUUGAUCAUCUCGAAGGUUUAAAUGAAAACUAAUAAGUAAUAAAAUAGGGAUUAUUUCGCUAUUUAAUUACUUUGGUAGAAUUAGAUACUAUAUCAGAAACUAUAUGUGGAUACUUUUAUAAAGCGAUGAAUUCUAUUAUCUAAAAAAGAGGUGCUGAUGUUUGGAACUUUAUAGAAAAUGAUUAGAGAAUAAUGUCAUCUUUUCUUAAACAUGUUGAUUAACCUCAUAUUUGUAAGACCAUCACAGAAUUAAUUAUAUUUGGCAAUCAACCAUCUAAUAUUUUAGAUUAUUCUUAUCUAGCUCAAUAGUUUUCAGAUCGAUUAUUUAAAAUUAUGAUAAAGAAAUCAUAUUAAAAUAUAAUUGUUGAUAAUAUUUCUGAAAUAUAUAUAGAAAUACUCACAAGAAAAUCAUAAAAUCAAAAUUUAGAAAUAUCAUAAAUUAUAAUGUUAUAACCAAGUAAAUUAUUUUAAAUAGCAAUUUAAUCAAAUUCAGAAGGACCAUAUCAUAUAUUGAAUCUACUUUUAGAGUAUUUUAAAAAUUACUAAUAAGAUUAAAUAGAUUCAUUUAUAGAUAUAUCACAUUUAAUACCUUUAGAAUUUUAGAAAACCUAUUAAAAUUAUAAUUAAUAUGAUAGAUAUUAUAAUAAACUCUUUGGCAGAAAAAAUGUAAGAUUAUUAAAUCUUACUUUACAAUUAAUUGAGUAAUAAUUAUAUAAUUAAAAUUUAGAUUAAAUAAUUAAUCAAUUAAUUCUAAAUUAAUAGAUAAUGGACUUGUUAAUAUUCUUAUAAAUACAAUAUGUGAAUUUCCUUUUCACAAUCAGCUUCAUUUCACUUCUUUUUUAAUAUUUGAAAAACUUAUUGAAAAUCAUCAAAUAGAUUAAAUCCUAUAAGUAAUUUAAUCUAAUCAUUUUUAUAUAGAUAAUUGAUUCUUUAUUAAAUUUCAUUGUAAACUAAUUUAAUUAAACAUAAACAAUUAUAGGAUUUAAAGGAUUUUUAAGUAAAUUAGCUAAUUAUAUGAUUAAUUAAUAAAAUAAUCCAGUAAUUUUAACAGCAAUGAAAAAUAAUUAAGAAUGGGAAGGAUUUUGUUAAACAAAUUUACAAAUAAUCAAUUAAAUUGAAUUGAAUUUCUAUUUUAAUUUUAAUCCAAGAAGUAAAAUUAUAAAUUAUUUAUUAAGAACCUAUAAAUGAAUAAAACUUUGGUUAAAAUAUACAAUAAGAUAUCAGCUAAUAAUAAGAAUAGAUUUCAUAAGAGUAAUAAUAAUAAGAAUGA